AUGAAAAAGGGCGCUCUCCGUGGUUGGUUUAGUUCAAGUACCGAGGCCCCGUCAGACAAGGGUAAGCCAGCCAAUACCAGCAGCUACAGCAGCCCAACUCGCAUCAGCGCCAACUCGAGCCGCAGCAGCUCCAGUGCAUGUCCCAGUCCUAGACCCUCGCCCGGCGGAGCCCGACCCAGCACAGUGGCAGCGCCAGGAGGAAAGCGUAGCAGUGACACCACCACUACUACUACCACUUGUAACAACAAUACCGCCGCCCCGACUAAUAAAGACAACACCACUACUACCACAACCACAACCACAACCACUAGAAAUCACGAUAUUAACAGAAGGUAUCGCGCAUCUCGUAUCGACGACGACAGCAGAGGAGUCUCAUUUUCUCGCUCCAUCUCCCCCUCCGGACUUUACCAGUCCACAUCGUCGGCCUCACCUUCACCUCAGCCGCCUACCCCUACUGCAGAACGUCGCGCGAGCAUUUCGCGCACCAAGCCUAGACCCAUCGCCUUUCCGGGUUCACAGUCGCCGUCGCUACACCUUUCUGGCCUACGAGAGUCGUUGCCAAACUUUGACCAAGAAGACUUUGGCGGCUUCAUCCACGACGAUCCAAGGGACGACAUUGUGGUAAUCGACGACUUUUUCCGUCCCUCUUCUGUGAGCGACCCCAAGACCGCCGCCGAUAUGACUGCCGGCCCUAUAGACUCGGCCAUGAGCCGUAGUCGACAGGACUCGUUCGUCUCUGCCGGCCCCAAGCCCAUUUCUAUGAUCAAUCCCAAUCGCGCCGACAACCGCCCAAGGCGAGAGAGCGUUGCUGGCAGUUUGAUGGGUGGCAUGAGCUGGGGAGGCAUGUCUGUUAGUAGUUUCAUUCGCGACGAGAUACAGAUGACGGGAACAUCACCAUACCCAACCCAUCAAUCGCCCUCACACCACUCCUCCUCAUACAUUCCAAAACUCGAAGCAAACUUCAUGCGCAACUUUACAUGUUGCGACAGGACAUGGCCGACCAUGCACGAUCUCCUGACUCAUUAUGAGGAGAGCCACACAAACGGCGCGCCGUCCGAGCGCAACGGCUCCCAGAUGAACGCCAAUGCCAGCCAGCAAACUCCCAAAACGCCCGCGCGGGCCUUGGCGAGCACGUCGACGUUCGGUACGCCACAGACCGCCCGUCCUAGCCAAGGACAAGGCCAACAGACUAGGCCUGGUGGCGUUGGUGCUGCGGGCACGGCCGCUUUGGGGAUGAGUGGACUCCAACAGUUGAUGCGCCAGCAGCAGCAACAGCAGCAGCAACAACAGAACACCAACCAAAAGCAAACCACUUCUUUGUCGCAGUUACAGAACGACGACUUGGACACAGUACAUGACAUGGAGAUGGACGAUCCGGUUGGUACUAUGGACCUAGACGAUGGUGACGGAGACGCUGGAAACGCGUCCAUUCAGCAAACCCGUCAGUUGUUCGGCCAGCAACAACGGAGCAAUAUGCCACUAAACAAUGCCUCUGGUCUCGUGCACCAAGGCCUGCGAACUUCGCAGCCUUCGACGCCACUUGCCGGUAACUUCAACUUCCAAGACCCGACCGUGUCCUCGGUAAACACGCCGACUCUCACCACACAUGGGCUACCGCAAACGACGCAGGGCCAGUUCGCAAAUACUUCAUUUGCAUCGAUGGACAGCGAUAUGGACGAAGAAAUUCCCGGAAUGCCGAUUCAAAUGAACCUGGGCAACAUGAACCUGAACUUCGCUGGUUUCGAUACCAGCAACUUGAACUGCAUACAAGACCCGGGCAAGCGCCUGUUCAGUCCAGGAGGCGCAACGCAAGCUCAGCAGCAACAGCAACAGCAGCAGCAGCAACAACACCAGCGAGAGCAGCAGAUUUUGAGGAAUCAACAGCUUCUCCAGCAGCAGCUUGCGCAGUUCAACCUCGAAACCCAGCAGUUCCCCCCAGGCACCAACACAGAAGCACUUCUAGCUCAGAUGAGGGAGAUGAUGAUGCCCGAGGAGAACAAGCCAUACAAGUGCCCUGUCAUUGGUUGCGAGAAGGCAUACAAGAACCAGAACGGACUGAAGUACCACAAGACACACGGACAUGCUACACAGCAACUGCAUGAGAACGGCGAUGGUACUUUCUCUAUAGUCAACCCAGAGACGUCUGCUCCUUACCCUGGAACCAUGGGGAUGGAGAAGGAAAAGCCAUUCAAGUGUGAGGCUUGCGGGAAGCGCUACAAGAACUUGAACGGCCUGAAAUACCACAAAGCACACUCUCCUUUCUGCGACCCUGAGCUCAAACUGCAACAGCAAAACGCUUUGGCGGUGGCAGCAGCGGCCGCUGCUCUGAACCAAAAUCAACUCGCUCUGAAUCUUGGCCUGAUUCACGGCGGUGGCGGUGGUGGCCUGCCCAACAUCAACGAGGAUACACUUUUAUAAGGCAUGCUGUCUGGAGUGUUACCCAAGGGUAUCAUUCACACACGUGUUGCCGGCGAUUGCCGCUUCACUAUUUCAAGUCCUUGCAUUUCCACUUGUGGCGUUUUGCAUAUCUCAACUAAUGUGAGUUGGGCGGCAUUAUUCUAUGUCUGCUUUGGUGCUUUUUCCCUUGCCUUUGUCCUUUCCUCUCAAAGCAUGUUUGGAGCAAUAUACCCCAUCUCUCCUCCCUAAUUAUAGACUAGCAUGGCAUACGCGCCUGGACUGCUGCGAGCUUUUCUGCUUCGUUGCCGACCUGAAGUGUACCAUUAUGUUUGGGUACUCGGGCCUCGACUUGGAUGGGGGGGCGGUUCCUGUUUGAUUGUCCCUUGAGGGUUUGCGAAAAAAUCUCUUUUCUCUGGUACAUGCUAUUCAAAAAUGAUACAGAAAAGCUUCUAUGGUUCUGCGUUUUCUUUUCUUUUUUUUUUUUCCCUUUGAAAGAGGUGGCUUGUACGGAGUAUAAUGCAUUUCUUUUUCGUUUCUUGUCUCUAAUUUUCUGCCAUUGUCAAGGAGGCCGUUACAAAAGUCAAAAAGGGAGUUUCAAAAGGGAGCACAUGAAUAGAAUCCAUUUUUUUUCUUUAGUUCUCUGCCCUCUCCUCUUGCGUCUGCUUUUGCUCCUCGAUACAGCGAGUUGAGGAGUAUACACGAAAAGCGAUACCUUCAGUAUCAUCAGGACUUAUUAGGGUGUGUCAUGUAUAUUGGCGGAGUUUGUUUGUCUUGUCUUGGACUGGAUAGGUAGCCAA
Messenger RNA from Pyricularia grisea, 3194 nucleotides. RefSeq lists its product as uncharacterized. Bases 1 to 2418 code for a protein of 805 amino acids. NCBI's taxonomy places the organism in Eukaryota, Fungi, Ascomycota, Sordariomycetes, Magnaporthales, Pyriculariaceae. Gene Ontology annotation, cellular component: nucleus. The record is from RefSeq and is a predicted model, not a curated record. The transcript is spliced from 4 exons.